AUGAUAGUUACAUUGAUUUCAUCUCUGGCGAUUACAAUAGUUAUUGUCGGAUUAGCAAUUUCACGAUAUCACGCCCGGCGACAAAAACAAACAAAGAAUUUGACGUACAGUGUAACACGAUACCGACGCCGACCGUUGGUAUCUACAUCGUGUGAUAGUUUUACUCCAUCGCCAACAGCAGCACAUGAUAAAUUAUCUAUGGGGGUUGUUAAUGAAACGACACACAUUAUUAAGAAUUCAUCUUCGUGGCCUGACACCAGUUUAUUAAGCCGAGCUGAUAACAAACAAAUAAAAUCGUCUUCACUAUCAUCAUCAUCAUCAUCAUCGAUGUCAACCUCAUCAACAAUCGAGCAUAUCAAUGAACUACCAUCAUUAACGUUUGGUCUUCGAUGGAAUGAAAUCAAUAAAUCAUUGAUUAUUCGUGUUGUUAGUGCUCGAGAUUUGUUUAUUCAUCGUCAUAACCGACAACCUUCAGUCAUUGAUUCAUACGUGCGAAUUGAACUUCUCUCACCAGAAACAAUCAACGGCAGUCUAGAAAGCAUCCCAUCAAUGCGAACGCAUAUUGUUAAAAAACAUGCCUAUCCUGUCUACGACGAAGUAUUCGAGUUUAACAACUUCAAAUCAACAGUGGAUGAAGAAUAUUCACUCCUAUUCACGGUUUCAACCUUCGAUACAUUCACCCGAGAUGAAGUUCUAGGUGAAAUAACUUUUCCAAUUAACUUCAGCAUUCUCAGUUCAACCGAAAUGACAUUUACACAAGAACUGACUGCUCGGCAACGACAACUUACUAAUCAACAGCUUGGCCAAAUGCUUCUUUCUCUCUGCUAUCAGCCAUCUGACAGUGCUCUUACGUUUAUUGUUCUUAAAGCAUCAAAUUUGCCACGAAUAGCUACAACACGAUUAAUAAACCCGUAUUUCAAAAUCUACAUGUUUUACAAAAAACAACGAAUUGCCAAGAGGAAAAACGAAAUGUUUUCUUUGAGUGCGAAUGAGAGAUGUUUUCGAACAUUUUGCCAUUGUAUCGCUCGGAGCGUGCGAUACUUGAGAAAUGAUCGACAACGUCCAGCAAAAAUUCUCGACAGUCAUGCGAAUGUCUACCGGCCAGAAGUGGAAAGUGAAUUGGAACAUUUGGCGGUUGCGACAAGUAGAAAUAAAUCCUUACAAAUAAAUUACGAAAAAGAGUUAGAACGAAAACGACAACGUAGUAUUCGAUAUCAUGUCCUUCGACGAAAAUAUGUCGCACAUCCGAAUGAUAUUCAAAUAAAUCCAUACGUGAAAAAUCACAUGCAAUUCUUACGCAAGAAUUAUCCAAGUCGAUGGACAGUUGACAUGCUUGCUGAAAGUUUUAAUCAAUCAGUUGAAAAUGUUCGUUUGAUCCUUCAACAACGCACAACACGGCGACUACGAGUUCGAGCACGACCUCCAUCAUCUCUGUUUGGAGUUAAAGACGAAGAAGAACGUGAAAAGAUCAUCCGAGAGCAUAUUAUGAAAAGAGAUCUAUCGCGUCGCAAUAGACCUGAAUUAGCAAACACUGAUGACGAUAAUGAACCUGUGGAUCAUCAAGUCUUAGCAGAAGAAAGUCAUCUUUUACCACGACAACGACCGUCCGAUGAUUAUAUGAAGAGAGAUAAUGAUGGUUUCUUCUCAAAUGUCAUUUCAUCAUCCGAUGAAGAUCAACAGAAUGAACGUGACAUAUCAAUAAAGAAAAAACUUUUAACUUCUUCUCCAACAUUGCUCGAUCGUAUUAAUAAACUUCGUUUGAAUACUAAUGCGAUCUCAGACACGUCCGCUCUCGAGCAACCGAUCGAUAUUCAUCAGCAACGUUUGCGAAUUAUCGAACAAAUGCAACGAUCCAACGAUAGAAUUGCCGAAAUGAACGAAAAAAAGCAAAAGUUCGUUGACAAAACUACCGUGAAAAGACGGAAAUAA
Messenger RNA from Adineta ricciae, 1929 nucleotides. The record is from the annotation of a GenBank genome assembly. NCBI's taxonomy places the organism in Eukaryota, Metazoa, Rotifera, Eurotatoria, Adinetida, Adinetidae.